Otolemur garnettii (small-eared galago) is the source of this 5976-nucleotide messenger RNA. RefSeq names its product ATP binding cassette subfamily C member 9 (gene ABCC9). Gene Ontology annotation, molecular function: ATP binding; ABC-type transporter activity; sulfonylurea receptor activity. Bases 249 to 4709 code for a protein of 1486 amino acids. The record is from RefSeq and is a predicted model, not a curated record. Lineage: Eukaryota; Metazoa; Chordata; Mammalia; Primates; Galagidae. Gene Ontology annotation, cellular component: membrane. Gene Ontology annotation, biological process: transmembrane transport; potassium ion transport. The transcript is spliced from 39 exons.
CCAGAACGGUUUGUGCAAUUCAGAAACUCGAUAGGAGGCAGCAGCUGAUCUCCCACCACCCUAAAAAUAAUCUGCUCGGGCGGCGCUGCGUGCUUCUGCUAGGGGAGGACAGCUGUCAUCGGAGAGUUCUGCGUCCUGGUUUGAAAUUUACAGCUUAAGACGGUGUAGGUAGUCUGAUGUUUUGAAAGUAGCACAAGUGCACCCGCAGGGGUUUGAAGCAGCACCAAGAGUGAACCAUAUACGAAGACAUGAGCCUUUCAUUUUGUGGUAACAACGUUUCUUCGUAUAAUAUCUAUGACGGUGUGUUAGAGAACACCUGCUUUGUGGAUGCCCUCAACCUGGUCCCUCACGUCUUCCUACUGUUUAUCACUUUUCCAAUAUUGUUCAUUGGAUGGGGGAGCCAAAGUUCAAAAGUACAAAUUCAUCACAACACAUGGCUGCAUUUUCCUGGACAUAACCUGAGAUGGAUUCUUACAUUUGCGCUCCUGUUUGUGCAUGUUUGUGAAAUAGCAGAGGGCAUCGUGUCAGACUCGCGGCGGGAGUCCAGGCAUCUCCACCUCUUCAUGCCGGCUGUGAUGGGGUUUGUUGCCACUACAACAUCCAUUGUGUAUUAUCAUAAUAUUGAAACAUCAAAUUUUCCUAAAUUACUUUUAGCCCUAUUCCUGUAUUGGGUAAUGGCCUUUAUUACAAAAACAAUAAAAUUGGUGAAGUACUGGCAGUGUGGUUGGGGCUUAUCAGAUCUGCGUUUCUGCAUCACUGGCAUGAUGGUCAUCCUGAAUGGGCUCCUGAUGGCUGUGGAGAUCAACGUUAUUCGGGUCAGAAGAUACGUAUUUUUCAUGAAUCCUCAGAAAGUAAAGCCUCCUGAAGACCUCCAGGAUCUAGGAGUGAGAUUUCUUCAGCCGUUUGUGAAUUUACUCUCAAAAGCAACAUACUGGUGGAUGAACACACUUAUCAUCUCUGCUCACAAAAAGCCUAUUGAUCUGAAGGCCAUUGGGAAAUUGCCAAUAGCAAUGAGGGCAGUGACAAAUUAUGUUUGCCUGAAAGAUGCAUAUGAAGAACAAAAGAAAAAAGUGGCAGAUCAUCCAAAUCGGACCCCGUCUAUAUGGCUUGCCAUGUACAGAGCUUUUGGGCGACCAAUUCUACUUAGCAGCACAUUCCGUUAUCUGGCUGACUUACUGGGUUUUGCUGGACCUCUCUGUAUUUCUGGAAUAGUUCAGCGUGUGAAUGAGACCCAGAAUGGUACAAAUAACACAACGGGAGUAAGUUCCUGGUGCUUUCUAAAGGAAACAUUAUUGGCAGAUUGCAUUGCAAUUGUCACUUCUUAUGCCAUGAUAUACAAUAAAAUCCUCAGGCUUUCUACAUCUAACUUAUCCAUGGGUGAGAUGACCCUGGGACAGAUUAACAACUUGGUCGCCAUUGAAACCAAUCAACUCAUGUGGUUUUUGUUCCUGUGUCCUAAUCUAUGGGCUAUGCCUGUUCAGAUCAUAAUGGGCGUGAUUCUGCUCUAUAAUUUACUUGGAUCAAGUGCUUUGGUUGGUGCAGCUGUCAUUGUGCUCCUGGCGCCAAUUCAGUAUUUCAUUGCUACGAAGUUGGCAGAAGCUCAGAAGAGCACACUUGAUUAUUCCACAGAGAGACUGAAGAAAACCAAUGAAAUCUUGAAGGGCAUCAAGCUGUUAAAGUUGUAUGCCUGGGAGCACAUUUUCUGCAAAAGUGUGGAGGAAACACGAAUGAAGGAACUGUCCAGCCUCAAAACCUUUGCGCUUUAUACAUCGCUGUCCAUCUUCAUGAACGCAGCAAUUCCCAUAGCAGCUGUCCUCGCUACGUUUGUGACCCAUGCGUACACCAGUGAGAAUAACUUAAAACCCGCAGAGGCGUUUGCUUCGCUGUCUCUCUUCCAUAUCCUGGUCACCCCUCUGUUCCUGCUCUCCACAGUGGUCAGAUUCGCAGUCAAAGCCAUCAUAAGUGUUCAAAAGCUGAACGAGUUUCUCUUGAGUGAUGAGAUUGGUGACGACAGCUGGAGAACUGGUGAAGGUUCUCUUCCUUUUGAGUCCUGUAAGAAACACACUGCAGUCCCAAAAACUAUAAACAGGAAGCAGCCUGGAAGAUAUCACCUGGACAGCUAUGAGCCGUCAACGCGACGUCUGCGUCCCGCGGAGACAGAGGAUAUCGCAAUAAAGGUCACAAAUGGAUACUUUUCAUGGGGCAGUGGUUUGGCUACAUUAUCCAAUAUAGAUAUUCGAAUUCCAACAGGUCAGUUGACCAUGAUUGUGGGCCAAGUAGGGUGUGGAAAGUCUUCUCUUCUCCUUGCCAUCCUUGGUGAGAUGCAGACACUGGAAGGAAAAGUUCACUGGAGCAAUGUAAAUGAAUCUGAGCCUUCUUUUGACGCAACCAGAAGUAGGAACAGGUAUUCUGUGGCUUAUGCCGCUCAGAAGCCUUGGCUAUUAAAUGCCACAGUGGAAGAAAAUAUUACCUUUGGAAGCCCUUUCAACAAACAGAGGUACAAAGCUGUCACAGAUGCCUGUUCUCUUCAGCCAGAUAUUGAUUUAUUACCAUUUGGAGACCAAACUGAAAUUGGAGAGAGGGGCAUCAACCUGAGUGGGGGCCAGAGGCAGAGGAUCUGUGUGGCACGAGCUCUUUAUCAAAACACCAACAUUGUCUUCUUGGAUGAUCCGUUCUCUGCCCUGGACAUUCACUUGAGUGAUCACUUAAUGCAGGAAGGAAUUUUGAAAUUUCUCCAAGAUGACAAAAGGACACUGGUUCUUGUGACUCACAAAUUACAGUAUCUGACACAUGCUGACUGGAUUAUAGCUAUGAAAGAUGGAAGUGUGCUGAGAGAAGGGACUUUGAAGGACAUUCAAACCAAAGAUGUUGAACUUUAUGAGCACUGGAAAACACUUAUGAAUCGGCAAGAUCAAGAAUUAGAAAAGGAUAUGGAAGCCGACCAGACAACUUUAGAGAGGAAAACUCUCCGAAGGGCCAUGUAUUCAAGAGAGGCCAAAGCCCAAAUGGAGGAUGAAGACGAAGAGGAAGAAGAAGAGGAAGAUGAGGAUGAUAACAUGUCCACUGUAAUGAGGCUCAGGACUAAAAUGCCAUGGAAAACCUGUUGGCGGUACCUGACUUCUGGAGGAUUCAUCUUGCUCCUCCUCAUGAUUUUCUCUAAGCUUCUGAAGCAUUCAGUCAUUGUAGGCAUAGACUAUUGGCUGGCCACCUGGACGUCCAAGUACAGCAUAAACAAUACUGGAAUAGUUGAUAAGACCUACUAUGUGGCUGGCUUUAGCAUACUUUGUGGAGCGGGUAUUUUCCUUUGCCUUGUUACAUCUCUCACCGUAGAAUGGAUGGGUCUCACGGCUGCCAAAAAUCUUCACCAUAACCUUCUCAAUAAAAUAAUUCUUGGACCAAUAAGGUUCUUUGAUACAACACCCCUGGGACUAAUUCUCAAUCGCUUUUCAGCUGAUACUAAUAUCAUUGAUCAGCACAUCCCUCCAACUUUGGAAUCUUUAACUCGCUCAACACUGCUCUGCCUGUCUGCCAUUGGGAUGAUCUCUUUUGCUACUCCUGUGUUCCUGGUUGCUCUAUUGCCCCUUGGGGUUGCCUUCUAUUUUAUCCAGAAAUACUUUCGAGUUGCCUCUAAAGAUCUCCAGGAACUUGAUGACAGCACCCAGCUCCCUCUGCUUUGCCACUUCUCAGAAACAGCUGAAGGACUCACCACCAUUCGGGCCUUCAGGCAUGAAACCAGAUUUAAACAACGUAUGCUGGAACUGACGGACACAAACAACAUAGCCUACUUAUUUCUCUCAGCUGCCAACAGAUGGCUGGAAGUUAGGACGGAUUACCUGGGAGCUUGCAUUGUUCUCACUGCCUCUAUCGCAUCCAUUAGUGGGUCUCCCAAUUCUGGAUUUGUGGGCCUGGGUCUUCUGUAUGCACUUACGAUAACCAAUUAUUUGAAUUGGGUUGUGAGGAACUUGGCUGACCUGGAGGUCCAGAUGGGGGCUGUGAAGAAAGUGAACAGUUUCUUGACUAUGGAGUCAGAGAACUAUGAAGGCACCAUGGAUCCUUCUCAAGUUCCAGAACAUUGGCCACAGGAAGGCGAGAUCAAGAUUCAUGAUCUGUGUGUCAGAUAUGAAAAUAAUCUGAAACCUGUUCUUAAACAUGUCAAGGCUUACAUCAAACCUGGGCAAAAGGUGGGCAUAUGUGGUCGCACUGGCAGUGGGAAGUCAUCUUUAUCUCUGGCUUUCUUCAGAAUGGUUGAUAUAUUUGAUGGAAAGAUUGUCAUUGAUGGGAUAGACAUUUGUAAGCUACCGCUGCACACACUCCGUUCUAGACUUUCCAUUAUUCUGCAGGAUCCGAUCCUGUUCAGUGGUUCCAUUAGAUUUAAUUUAGAUCCGGAGUGUAAAUGCACAGAUGACAGACUCUGGGAGGCGCUAGAAAUUGCUCAGCUAAAAAAUAUGGUCAAAUCUCUACCGGGAGGUCUAGAGAAUGAAUUCCUCUAUGCACAAGAAUUUGAUGCAGAAAACAUUUUGCAAAAAGUGGUCAUGACAGCCUUCGCAGACCGCACCGUUGUUACGAUAGCUCAUCGCGUUCACACGAUUCUGACGGCAGACCUGGUUAUUGUGAUGAAACGAGGAAAUAUUUUAGAAUACGACACUCCAGAAAGCCUCUUGGCUCAGGAAGAUGGAGUAUUUGCUUCUUUCGUUCGUGCAGACAUGUGAAGAGGUGUCUUAAAAUGAUACAUGUAUUUAAAGUAACAUAGUCAUAACCUGUUCAAUGGAUCAUCAGAUUGACCUUUGUGCCAAAUCUUAAAAUUUACAGAUUUUUGCACAAGAGAAGUUGGCAUUUCCCUUUCCUGCUUUUCUAAGUAUAUUUUUCAGUUUUCUAAGAUAUUACUGCUAACUGUAUUCAUAACUGGUGUUUUUAUAAUGAUCGAGCCACUCUGCCUUUAAGAACAGCAGGUUGUAUUAAAACCUGUAAGCUACUUUAACAAAUCGAUAGCUUAUGUUUUCUCAUAACUUUGGUAAAUAUCUCUCAGGCAUAGAAGUCAGUAUUAUUAUACUCUUAUUUGUAAGAAUAUAUUUUCCUGGUUGUUGGAGUCUCCAGAUGUCACUGGAAGAGAAUUAAAAAAGCGCACACUUCCUAAUGAAACAUUCAUGGCUGUUAUCUACUUUGUGAUUAAUAUUUUUGUACUCAUUAAUAUUAAUAACACUGGUUUCCAGCGUUCUUUCUUUUCCAAGUCUAAAUUGUUCCCUGUCAUUAAGAAGUGAUCGCAUUUAUCAUAGUUCUAUAAAGCCAAAACCUUAACUAGAAGGAUCAUAAAAAGAGCAUGGAUAUUUGAAAAAUUAUUCACAAGUUGCCAUAUUUUCCUGUUCAGUAAGGAGAGGGUUCUUACAAUAUCAGGCAUAAUGUGUCUUCUUUAGGCUGAAGUUCAAGAGUGGUCAAGUUCAGUUUGUCAAUCAUCAUUAGCUGUGAUUGAUUCUGAGUGCUAGUGCCACACAGUUCAAGAUUUAGAGGAGCAUAGGGAAAUGGCCUUACUUGUCAUAGGGUACAGACACAAAUACACACACACACACACACACACACACACCCAUUUCUUAGCCAUAUGCUAAUAAUGGCAGGUGAACAUUCCUUGAAGGUGCCAGACAGUACCAUGGCAGGGUGGAAAUAUCUUACACUUUGCAGAUAUAAGAAUAUAUAACAAGUAUCUAUUUCUAGUUGGAACAUUUAAGCCCAAUAAUGUCACACAUGAGUCCAUUUGCUGCUGCUCUUUUUUAAAUGUACAUGUAAAAAUCAUACCAAAAAUGUUAUUGUGAUUUUAGUGUGCAUGUAAAGAGUAUAUCAAAAAUUGAUGGAUAUUCAUUUUAUUUUUUGCUUAAAUAUAAAUUAAUAAACUUAAAAGUUACUUCCAUUGUCAUGCUAGCAACCAUGGUUUCUACAAUUCUGUGUCCACUCAGUAUAAAUUUUUUUUUUUUUUUGAGACAGAGU